Molecule: messenger RNA, 1130 nt
Organism: Zymoseptoria tritici IPO323
Lineage: Eukaryota; Fungi; Ascomycota; Dothideomycetes; Mycosphaerellales; Mycosphaerellaceae
Exons: 1
Coding region: 132-1130 (332 amino acids)
Biological process (GO): mitochondrial L-ornithine transmembrane transport
Molecular function (GO): L-ornithine transmembrane transporter activity
Source: RefSeq, a predicted model, not a curated record
CCGUGAGAUCGAAGAGGCUUGAAUUGGAAUAAUGCUCCCGCGAUAGCAUCGACACUCACUUCACUUCACGCCUUCCUCCGCGCGUGAAAGUUGAACCGCUCAAGGAAAGAACCCCCACAAACAGACCUCCGAUGGAUGCAAAGGCAGCCUCGCCCAACCUCGUGCAGAAGCCGACCGACACCGUCCCCGUCGAGCCCACCGCUGCCACGAGCCAGGGUAUCGAAGCCCUCAAGGACAUCUCCUACGGCUCCUUCGCCGGCACAGUCGGCAAAAUCGUCGAGUACCCCUUCGACACGGUCAAAGUCCGCCUGCAAUCGCAACCCGAUCACCUCCCUCUUCGCUACACUGGACCGCUCGACUGCUUCCGACAGAGUAUUCAGCAAGGUGGUGUGCGCAAUCUAUACCGCGGCGUGAGCGCUCCCCUAUUCGGUGCCGCAGCGGAGACAGCGUGUCUGUUUUGGGCGUAUCGUCUGGCACAAGAUGUGUUGCGGGCAACAGUGUGGAAGGGACGUGAUAUCGAGGAGAAGUUACCGCUUGGAGCCUUGGUCAUGGCCGGAGCGAUGUCAGGCGGUGUGACUUCAUUGGUGCUCACGCCGAUUGAGCUGGUCAAGUGCCGCAUGCAAGCACCGCUGCAAACUUCGAUGGAUGCCACUCUCGGACCGCGAGUCGGACUGUCGUCAAAAUCCGUCAGCCCUUUUGCGGUGAUUGCGGAUGUACAUCGAAGAGAAGGUCUGCGAGGAUUCUGGCGAGGGCAGUUUGGGACAUUGCUUCGAGAGACGGGAGGCAGCGCGGCAUGGUUUGGAUGCUACGAGACCUUCUCGCUGAUGUUCAAGAAGCAACUGAAAGAUCCGCAGAACGACUCCUUACCGAUCUGGCAGCAAAUGGCCUCGGGAGCGGUCGCGGGCAUGGCGUACAACUUCCUCUUCUUCCCCGCGGAUACGAUCAAGAGUAAGAUUCAGACGGGAGAGUUGAACACAAGGUCGACAUUUGGAAACGUGGGCAAGGAGCUGUAUCGUGCGCAUGGGCUGAAGGGGUUGUAUCGAGGGUGUGGCAUCACCGUGGCGAGGAGUGCGCCUAGUUCGGCGCUCAUUUUCACGAUUUACGAAGGUUUGAGGACGAUGUUUGGAUGA